AGCAGGCUCGAUUUGUACACGGAAGCAGGAUCAGACUUGUCAAACGCGUCAAAACCUCCAACCUGUCUUCCCGCAUUUGUCAACGCGGAUUCCGGCUUGAGUCCGAAGCAGAGACCGAUUGAAACAGUGUCGCUUUGUGUUUCUGGUCGGACACAAUGAGGACGGCGGUGCUGCUGCUGCUGGCGGCGGUUCUGUGCGGCCGUAUGGUCCGAGGGGCUCCAGCAACAAAACCUCAGGCAGUCCCUGAUGAGCAAGCCAAACCAAAUCAACCAAAUCAACCAAAUGGCGAUGACAAUGCAGGAUCCAAAACAGGAGAGCAUAAUAUCCCUAAAAAAGCAGCAAGUGAACCAACAGUGAAAACGAAUGAUGAAAAGUCAGGAGACAAAGGACCAGAUCAGUCCACGAACAAGAACCACAAGCAUGUAAUGGACGGUGUGGACAGUGCACCACAAGCAGUUCAAAAUGUUAACGUUGGGAAACAGGAGCAGCACACUGACAAUGGGGGAACCAGUGAACAGAAGCCUUCAAACUCACCGGAAGCCAGCAAAGAAGUGCCGGACAAAGGACCUGAGGAGAAACCUGCAGUGUCAGGAGGGAACAAAGACAGGCAAAAUGACUCCGAGAAAGACCCCACUGGAGGAAAGCCAGGAGGAGACCCCAACGGAGGAAAGCCAGGAGGAGACCCCAACGGAGGAAAGCCAGGAGGAGACCCCAACGGAGGAAAGCCAGGAGGAGACCCCAACGGAGGAAAGCCAGGAGGAGACCCCAACGGAGGAAAGCCAGGAGGAGACCCCAACGGAGGAAAGCCAGGAGGAGACCCCAACGGAGGAAAGCCAGGAGGAGACCCCAACGGAGGAAAGCCAGGAGAUGACCCCAACGGAGGAAAGCCAGGAGGAGACCCCAACGGAGGAAAGCCAGGAGGAGACCCCAUUGGAGGAAAAGGAGAAGGAGAGGACGACAAAAACAAGGAGCCAGGAAAGGACACCACUGACGGAGAGGGAGAAGGAGAGGACGUCAAAAACAAGGAGCCAGGAAAGGACACCACUGACGGAGAGGGAGAAGGAGAGGACGUCAAAAACAAGGAGCCAGGAAAGGACACCACUGACGGAGAGGGAGAAGGAGAGGACGUCAAAAACAAGGAGCCAGGAAAGGACACCACUGACGGAGAGGGAGAAGGAGAGGACGACAAAAACAAGGAGCCAGGAAAGGACACCACUGACGGAGAGGGAGAAGGAGAGGACGACAAAAACAAGGAGCCAGGAAAGGACACCACUGACGGAGAGGGAGAAGGAGAGAAGGACAAAAACAAGGAGCCAGGAAAGGACACCACUGACGGAGAGGGAGAAGGAGAGAAGGACAAAAACAAGGAGCCAGGACAUGGAGCAACAGGAGAGAGAAAUCCGUAUGACUCAGCCGGUAUAAAAGAUGAGGCGGAGAGCAGUCAUUUCUUUGCCUACCUUGUCUCUACAGCUGUGCUGGUGGCAGUGCUCUACAUCACUUACCACAACAAGCGCAAGAUAAUUGCCUUUCUUUUGGAAGGAAAGAAAUCCAGAUCCUCGCGCCGACCUAAAUCCACAGAAUACCAAAAGCUGGAACAACAUAUGUGAUCUGAAGUAAAACACUGGGGGUUGUGUGAGAAGUGGGCGAGUGGAUAACCGGCGUUAGAUAUUUUCCUGGUGUCCUCUGCAUUGAUUUCCCCUUGUGACAUUUUUCUAUCAUGUACCUUUUUAGAUGCUUAUUGUAUGACUAUGCAGAUGACACUGUUGCCUUAUUGAGGGGGAUUAGUGAAAUGCAGUGAAGGUAAAAUAAGCAUGCUGUUUUUUGCACUUGUGUCGUUAUUCAACUUUUAAAGCAAUCUUGUAAUUCGACCUGUCCAAGGUUCAGACUCAGGAUAUUUCAGUAGCAGAUAUAAAUAUUAGCUGUUUGGGUUCCAGUCUUGUUUGUACAGUACAUUAGUGAUUGCACUGUGCACCUAAAAUAAGCCAUCUGAAUCUUUGUAAAAUACUGGCUGUGUACCAUUUCUUUCAGGUAAAUGUAUGUUAGAUAAUAUAUAUCACAAGUCCAUUCAGAUGUACUAAAGUGUUCAAGAUUCAAGAAAACUUUAUUGUCAUUGUACCACUGUGCAAGACAUCAAAAACCUGCGAAAUGAAUGGGAUUUGCGUUCAUGACCAUAUAGUGUUGGCCAGAUGAAUGUAAUGGCAACCUAUACUUUUCCAAUGAGAUGUUAGCACAUCGUCUUAAAGGCUGAGCAGAUGAAGAAAUAUGAUCAGUUUCUUGCUCAGAGUCAGAUGAGAAGAUCAAUAUCACCCUCAUAUCUCUCUGGUUAAUAUAACAUUGAAGCUACAGAUAGCUGCUGGUUAGCGUAGCCAGGCAUAAUGACUGGAAAUGAGGAAACGGCUAGCUCGGCUCUCUCCAAAAGUAACAAAAUCUGUCCGGCGCCUUUAAAGCUCAUUUAAAAAGCAUAAAAAUUACAUGUUGCAGGUUGUGUUGGACUGUACUUUGAUUGGGAGCAUUGAAGAUGAAAAGUAGCCUCCUAUUUGGUGUAGAGACAUAAGAGUGGUAUCAAUCUUCUCAUCUAACUCUUGGCAAGAAGAGGACCGAGUAUAUUCCCCAAAAUGUUGAACUGGUUUGAAAUACAACUGAACAACGGCUGUCAGGGUGUUGGGAGCUCAUGUAAAUGCCUCUUUAUGUAUCCAGGCAAUCCAUCUUACCAAACUGUCAGCCUGGUUACUGUCUGUCUGUCUGUCCCACACCUCUGUGGCUGAUUACACUAUUCCACUUUCAGUUGAACGUUUCUAACUUGUGGCUCUGUAUUGAAACUGGUCUGGAAGGAAACGGUUAUGUAAGAGGACAUUGGCCAACAGCUGCAUUUGUUUUAACUGUUGGGACUGCACUAUGGGAAAAAAUGUUUUGCGGGGGAUAGGUUGACCACUAAUCUUACCGUAGACUAGACGUGUGUGUGUGUGUGUGUUUCUGUUCAGAGAUGACAGACUUUGUGCCAAAUUGUGAACGAUAUUACUGUGAUUCAAUGUGUGAUUUUUAUUUUUAUUUUUUCUGAGUUAACACUUCAUUUCUACUGGGUGGUGGUCAUAAUAUAUGGGAAGUAAAAAGGAAAAGAAAUGUAACCCAAUUGUUUCUUGGUAAAAUCAAAGUCCAAAUUAUGUUCAAAUAUUUAUUUUUAUUGUGAAAUCUGCAAAGAUAAGUCAGCUUUUUAUAGGCAAACUAGUUUACAACACAUUGUUCUUUUCACGAGUGACAUAAGCAAAAGAAUUAGUUAAAAAAUGUAAGGAGUGACAUCAGCAUGGAAUUAGUAUGUUUUUAUAGCUAAAUAACUAUCAGAUAUUUAUUUCAUGUUAUAAGCAUCCUGCUGUCCUUAAAAUGUGUGAUCGCACAAAUGUGUGUGUGUACUAAACCAAUUGAGUUCAGAUUCUAAAAUAAAAGCUUUUUCUACUUUCUAGCCUCAAA
This is a messenger RNA of Dicentrarchus labrax (European seabass), 3465 nucleotides long. RefSeq names its product trans-golgi network protein 2 (gene tgoln2). The record is from RefSeq and is a predicted model, not a curated record. The transcript has 4 exons. Bases 156 to 1607 code for a protein of 483 amino acids. Gene Ontology annotation, cellular component: trans-Golgi network transport vesicle; endosome; trans-Golgi network. NCBI's taxonomy places the organism in Eukaryota, Metazoa, Chordata, Actinopteri, Moronidae.